Messenger RNA from Nanorana parkeri, 1056 nucleotides. Its product is annotated as proteinase-activated receptor 1-like. The transcript is spliced from 4 exons. The coding region runs from base 1 to 1056 and encodes 351 amino acids. Gene Ontology annotation, biological process: positive regulation of blood coagulation; blood coagulation; thrombin-activated receptor signaling pathway. NCBI's taxonomy places the organism in Eukaryota, Metazoa, Chordata, Amphibia, Anura, Dicroglossidae. The record is from RefSeq and is a predicted model, not a curated record. Gene Ontology annotation, cellular component: membrane. Gene Ontology annotation, molecular function: thrombin-activated receptor activity.
AUGAGGGUCCUCGCUUUUUCAGAGAAACCUAAACCUUCGGGAGAUGUGGAGACUGAUGAUGGAUCCGACCAUACUUCCGAGGUGAUUUCAGAUAAACAUUUACCUUAUGUACACAGUCCUUGGUUGACCAUAUUUGCACCUUCGGUCUAUACAGUUGUGUCCCUCCUGACGCUGCCCUUUAACAUAACAGCCAUCUGGAUAUUCCUGUUCAAUAUCCAUCUGAAGAAACCCUCAGUGGUCUUUAUGUUUAACUUGGCGGUCGCUGAUGUCCUCUUCGUCACUUUUAACAUAGUUUACCGAUUUUCCGGAAACAACUGGGUCAUCGGAGAAGGGAUGUGCCGCUUCGUCACGGCGUCAUUUUACUGCAACAUGUACUGCUCCGUCCUGCUCAUGGCCAGUAUCAGCGUGGACCGCUUCCUGGGUGUAGUUUACCCGUUUCAGUCUCUGACAUGGCGCACAGUGGGCCGAGCCUGGCUGGUCUGUCUCGUCAUCUGGAUGGUUUCCUUCGCCAGCAAUGUGCCGCUUCUCUUAAACAAACUGACCGUUCACUUUUCCCGUUUGAACAUCACGACUUGUUACGACAUGCUGGAGCUGGAAGACGUUCAGGGUUUUUACUUUCAUUAUUUCAUCGCUUUUAUUUCCGCUUUCUUUCUGUUGCCUUUUAUUGUUACAACGUUCUGUUACGUUGUGACCAUCCGAAGCCUGAGCACACUGAAAUCGGCAAACCCAAACAAAAGGUCCCGAUCCAUCUUCCUUUGUGUCACAGUACUUUUUGAAUUCGUCAUGUUUUUUGGCCCCACCAAUGUCAUCUUUUUCAUUUAUUAUCCGAGUUUCCAUAAGUCAUUCGGCAACACUCUGUAUUUUGCCUACAUGAUCUCGGGCUGUCUCGGUAGCAUCAGCUGUUGUCUUGAUCCUAUUAUCUACUAUUACGGCUCUUCCAGGUGUAGGAGACUAGUGUACAGGUUGGUGUGCUGUGACAAAUCUAUGGAUGACCACCUAGAGACAUACGACUCUUCAAGGACCACAGGAAGGAUGACUUCUACCCAAACUCUGUAG